This is a messenger RNA of Amphibalanus amphitrite, 600 nucleotides long. RefSeq lists its product as uncharacterized. The transcript has a single exon. The record is from RefSeq and is a predicted model, not a curated record. NCBI's taxonomy places the organism in Eukaryota, Metazoa, Arthropoda, Thecostraca, Balanomorpha, Balanidae. The coding region runs from base 1 to 600 and encodes 199 amino acids.
AUGACGGGCAAAGUUCGACGAGGAAAAGACGGACAAGGACCGGUGGCGUGCAACACGCGUGUUGGCUGGGUUCUCUCUGGUAGCACGGAUUGUGGAUUUCUAGAAGCUCAGAUGAACCUGGCCACUUCUCACACGCUCAGAGUGGAAACGAAAACGGUACAGGAAGACAAACAGGAUGCCCUCAACAAGUUCUGGAACUUAGAGUCAUUGGAGAUUUGCGAAGAAGAUGAAUCGGUGCGUGAUCGUCUGCUAGAGUCGGCCAGAUUCCGGGACGGCCGUUAUGAAGUAAAACUCCCGUGGAAGGACUAUCACGAACCACUAACGGACAACUUCCAGCUGGCCAAGAAACGGCUCAGCUCUCUCCUACAUCGGCUGAAGCCAGAUCCAGAAACAGCGGAAGAGUAUGAUAGGAUCAUAAGGGAGCAGAUUCACGCAGGCAUCACUGAAGAAGUUGACGGCACAGCCGAGGGCACGGCCGGAAUGGAUCGCAUUCAUUACCUGCCUCACCAUCCGAUUGUGAAAAGGGAGAAAACCACAACCAAGGUUCGGGUUGUGUAUGACGCCUCAGUAAGCAGCCACGGACCGUCCCUGAACAGCUGA